AUGGUCCGAGGACCGAAGCCUGAGAAUGCCAACCCAUCAUCCAUGUUAUGGUGUCGCGAAGACAAUCUUUUCAAGCGCAAUUAUCAGUUCGCCAAAGAGUCAGCUGCCAAGAACAAAAGGGAUUUUGGACUCAGCUUCAACCCUGGUCCGUCUGCUCCAAGGCAGGAUGGCACUCGCGAUGCCAAUCCGAAUGUCAUCGGUCCCUUCACUAGCUUCGAUGGGCUCCUCUCCCACAUUGCUGCUCAGAGGGCCACAGUGGAGCAAUCAGCUGAUGACGCAGACUCUGAAGAUGCGCCAGCUCCUCCGAAGCAGAAGAAAAAGAAGUCAAAAGCUUUGAAGCCCUCUGCCACACCAAAAGCUUCUACUAUGAAGCCGUUGAAAACUGCACCUCCUGAACCCAGUAGCAUCAGUAUUGAUGACCUUCAGCUCCCUGUGGACAUAAGCGUCACAUUCCAUGGGGCCAUUGCCAAUGAAUUGGCCUUGGCUCAGAAAAUCGUCGAGCUCAAGAACAAGAUUGAUCAUGAGAAGGCGCAUUUCAAGAAGCACAUGGCCAAGCUCAGUGUGGCUGAUGUGCAAAUCUUCAAGAAGAUGUUGCACGAUCUUAAGGAAGAGUUCCACAAGAAGAGGGAAGAAGCCAAAGGCUCUCGCGAGCGCAUGAAAUAUUAUGCGCAGAAGUGUGUUCAAGCUCACAAUGAAGCUGAAAAGAGAAAGGAUCUUGGGCGGCCUGGCAUCGACCCCAGGAUGGCUGCCAAGCAAAAGAAGAAGUCUGCUGCGGCCCAAACUGAAGCACCAAGGCAGGAAGAACCUCACAUUGUCUUCCUUGCCAGUAUGACUGGCUCGAAGCCUAAGGUCACCUCAGCAGCUUCAGAGCUGAAGAAAACAAGGGCAGCAGAAGCCGAAGCCAGGAAGCGUAAGCACAACGACACUUCUGAUAGUGCUCCAUCCAAGAAGAAAUUGAAGACAAAGUCUUCAAAGAAAGAUCGUGCUGCUACCCCAGAGCCCCUCAUUGUUGAACCUAUCUCCGUCGCUCUUCCUGCCUCGACCAACCAAGAGCAUCGUCUAGUGAUUCAUGAGCCUGCUUCCACAGAGGCUCAUGCAAGUGAAGAAGUUCCAGUAGCUGACCCCACCACAGCUGAAGACAUUGGUCAUGAAGACAAUGUUGAUGACGUAGUCCUUCCUCAGCUCCAGUCCCAGUCGGUAUCAUCGCCUGCUCUCACGAGCAGUGAACUCAUUAGCAUUGGUCGUCCACUGACGCCAAUUGCUCAAGAUGACUCAUGGGCGGAGCGCCAAUAG
Molecule: messenger RNA, 1293 nt
Organism: Aegilops tauschii subsp. strangulata
Lineage: Eukaryota; Viridiplantae; Streptophyta; Magnoliopsida; Poales; Poaceae
Source: RefSeq, a predicted model, not a curated record